Messenger RNA from Punica granatum (pomegranate), 966 nucleotides. NCBI's taxonomy places the organism in Eukaryota, Viridiplantae, Streptophyta, Magnoliopsida, Myrtales, Lythraceae. The record is from RefSeq and is a predicted model, not a curated record.
ACCAAAUAAUCCGGAAAUCCCCAUUUGCUCCUCUCUCUCUCAGCUGAUCCCAUCAACUUCUCUCUCUCCUCUUCACAUACUUUUCGUUUCAGCUUCCUUCUAUCAAUGGAAUUGGCAACCAACACCAAGUCCAUCCACGCCAGAGAUGUCGAGGGCGGGACUCACCCGAAAUCUGGGGAUGGAAUCGUUGAUGAUGUCGUGGAGGUCGACUUCUCGAAGCGGGCCCAAUGGCUACGGGCCGCAGUUCUCGGGGCUAAUGACGGGCUUUUGUCCAUUGCUUCGCUCAUGAUGGGUGUAGGGGCAGUCCGCAAUGACGCCAAGACCAUGGUUCUCACGGGGAUCGCGGGCCUCUUUGGUGGGGCCUGCAGCAUGGCCAUCGGCGAGCUGGUCUCGGUUUACUCCCAAUACGACAUCGAGCUCUCCCAGAUGAAGCGGGUCGGGUGGACUGGGACGGCUGGAGCUGAAGAGAUGGACGAGAUGGAGAGGAAGCUCCCCAGCCCUUGGCAGGCUGCGGGUGCCUCGGCCCUGGCCUUUGCUGCGGGGGCAAUUGUGCCCCUCUUGGCAGCUGUCUUCAUUAAGGACCACAAGGUGAGGCUCUGGGCGGUGGUGGCAGCGGCUAGCGCAGCCUUGGUGGGGUUUGGGUGGCUGAGCGCAAAGCUGGGGAAGGCACCUGUGGUGAAGUCAUCCAUUAGGGUUCUGAUCGGUGGUUGGGCGGCCAUGGCUAUAACUUUUGGUUUCACCUUGUUAAUUGAUAGAAUCACCUCUAAUGCGCUAAGAAAUUAACAAGGCAGCCCAUAUAUAUUUCAGUUUAUCAUAUAAUAUAUAAUUUUAUAAUCGAUCAGCACUUCAUUAUAAAGGAAUGUGUCCGAAAUGCGCAAUGCAUCAAUGUAUGAUUACAUCUAGUUUGGUGUAUUUAAAAUGACAAGAUAUAUAACUUUAAUGUAUGCGAUGUAAGCUCCCUUAAUU